AUGCCUCCCCGUGAAGGUCUCGUUCAUCCGAAAGAAUAUGAUAUCAAAGACAGCAAUGUGGAGCUGAUCGGAUCCGACCUCGACCACCGCGUCAAAUACAACUCCGCUGCUUCCGAGCCUGCAUGGAACAAUGGAAAGAUUGGCCAGGAGAUUGGGCUCUUCGUCUGGCGUAUUGAGAAUUUCGAAGUCGUCCUCUGGCCCAGAGAGAAGAUGGGCGAGUUCUACGACGGAGACAGCUUCAUCGUGCUGCAUACAUACAAGGUUGGCGACGACAAGCUAGGCCACGAUAUCUUCUUCUGGCUGGGCAGCAAGACAACUCAGGACGAGGCGGGCACCGCUGCAUACAAGACAGUCGAGCUGGAUGAGUUCUUGCACGGGGCUGCGACUCAGCAUCGUGAGGUUCAGGCACAGCCCUCCAACGAGUUCUUGGCGUUGUUCCGUCAUUACGCGGUCCGAUCCGGAGGUGUUCGCUCGGGAUUCACCCAUAUUGAGCCUGAAGAAGCGAAAGAAGUACUCACACUUCUCCGCAUCUUCAAGUACCCUGGCUCCACCCGGACGGGCACCAUCAUCGUGCACGAAGUCGAGCCUACUUGGCAAAGCCUCGAUGAUCAUGACGUGUUCGUUUUGGAUAAGGGUGAGAAGAUCUGGGUUUGGCAGGGCAAAAGCUGUAGCCCGAUGGAGAAGGCCAAGGCCGCUCAGGUGGUGAAUGACAUGACUUUGGCGAAGCAUGUUGAUGUUGAGGUUCUUUCCCAACUCGAGUCAAGAUCUCGGAUCGUUGUAGACCUGCUUGGUGGUAAGGAAGCCAAUCAAUCUAGCUUCCAAUGCCCGCGACCUGGUUCCUUCGCGAAGCGCAGUGUGGAGGACAGCGAUAGUUCUCGGUCCCGGAAGCUCUUCCGGCUCAGCGACGCCUCAGGCUCACUAUCCUUUGAUCUCGUCAAAGAUGGGGGUCGUGUCAGCAAGACCGACCUCGACGGAAACGAUGUCUUCAUCUACGAUGCUGGCAAUCGCAUCUGGGUCUGGCAGGGCUUGGAAGCCAGCGCAGCUGAGAAGGCGAUGUGGAUGAAGGCUGCUCAAGCUUAUAUCCGCCGUCUUCUGGAGGACCAAGAAAAUGCCGAGGCGUACCUCACUCCUAUCUCCAAGGUUGUACAGGAUCAUGAGAGCCCGGCCUUCUUGAAGGCACUUGCGGCCUAG
This is a messenger RNA of Penicillium maclennaniae, 1191 nucleotides long. RefSeq names its product gelsolin family protein. The record is from RefSeq and is a predicted model, not a curated record. The transcript has a single exon. Bases 1 to 1191 code for a protein of 396 amino acids. NCBI's taxonomy places the organism in Eukaryota, Fungi, Ascomycota, Eurotiomycetes, Eurotiales, Aspergillaceae. Gene Ontology annotation, molecular function: actin filament binding.